Molecule: messenger RNA, 1895 nt
Organism: Beta vulgaris subsp. vulgaris (sugar beet)
Lineage: Eukaryota; Viridiplantae; Streptophyta; Magnoliopsida; Caryophyllales; Amaranthaceae
Product: PHAF1 protein At3g51130
Exons: 16
Coding region: 201-1448 (415 amino acids)
Source: RefSeq, a predicted model, not a curated record
AGUACAAGAUAAACAAACCAUUCAAUUGGUGUCUGUUCGAUGCCUUGGCAACCUUGCACAUAAAAGUCGAGUCCAUUUUCCUUCUUUUCAUUCUUUGCGCAAACUCUCCAUCACCGAAUUCCUCGGAGAAAGAAAAAAAACUUGAGAAGAAAGAGAAAUCCAUAAAAUAGAUAGUUGAAUAAAUCACACACAAUCAAAUUAUGUUGCAUCAGCCACAACAGCAGCAACAGCAGCAGCAGCGAGAGAGAGCUCGUCGUCGCUGCGAAGGCACUGCUAUGGGCGCCAUCGCUCUCGAUCUUCGUCCUGGUCUCGGCAUCGGUCCUUUUACUCUUGGGAUGCCAAUCUGUGAAGCGUUUGCGCAAAUUGAACAACAGCCUAACAUUUAUGAUGUUGUGCACGUCAAGUAUCUUGACGAGGAGCCAUUAAAGUUGGAUAUUGUCAUUAGCUUUCCCGAUCAUGGGUUUCACCUCCGUUUUGAUCCUUGGUCUCAGAGGCUGCGCCUUAUUGAAAUUUAUAAUGUUAAAAGGCUUCAGAUGCGGUAUGCCACUUCUCUUAUAGGAGGGCCGUCAACUCUUGCAACUUUUGUAGCUGUGUAUCAGCUUUUUGGUCCUACAUAUCCAGGGAUCUUCGACAAAGAAAGAAGCAUCUAUAAUCUGUUAUAUCCAGGAUUGUCCUUUGCUUUUCCUAUUCCUGCACAGUAUACAGCCUGUUGCAAUGAUGGGCAAGCGGAAUUGCCACUUGAGUUUCCUGAUGGGACUACUCCAGUUACUUGCCGUGUCUGUAUAUAUGAUAGUUCAAUGGGUAAGAAGGUAGGAGUUGGAUCACUAAUGGACAAGGCUAUUGUUCCUCCACUGCCUACUGGUAGCCUCUACAUGGAAGAGGUCCAAGUUAAGUUGGGAGAAGAAUUACGGUUUUCUAUAGGCGGUCAGCAUAUACCUUUUGGUGCAUCCCCACAGGAUGUUUGGACUGAAUUAGGCCGUCCUUGUGGGAUACACCAGAAGCAGGUUGACCAGAUGGUUAUUCACUCUGCAUCAGAUCCGCGCCCACGAACAACCCUUUGUGGAGAUUACUUUUAUAAUUAUUUCACACGUGGGUUGGACAUACUAUUUGACGGGCAGACACAUAAAAUCAAGAAGUUUGUUCUACACGCAAACUAUCCUGGGCAUCCUGAUUUUAACUCAUACAUGAAGUGCAAUUUCAUCAUCCACUCAUCUGAUUUCGCGGGAUCUUUCUUGGAUGAAAGUAGUUCAAAGCACUGCAUUACUGCAAGUACCAAGUGGGACCAAGUGAAGGAAAUUCUUGGGGAUUGUGGUCGUGCUGCUAUUCAAACUCAAGGUUCAACAAACAAUCCUUUUGGAUCUACGUUUGUGUAUGGCUAUCAAAAUGUUGCCUUUGAGGUUAUGAAGAAUGGCUAUAUUGGCACUGUGACGCUGUUUCAGUCAUCAUAAAUAAUAAAUGUGUUGGAAACUGAUCAGAUUGAUGGUGUAAUACAGUCGCGCUAAAAUGUGGAAGGGAGUGGAUGUACGACCGCAAGUCUAAAGCAGCUCAAACCCACUUAUCGUAGUUGAUAUGUCAGGAAGCAAACAUAAUGUUAAAUGUACAGUUGCUUUGUGUCAUGUAUAGUUCUAAUUACAGUAACUUUGAGAAGCCAAUAUGUCCAGGAAAGUGAGCCCCAAAUAUCCGUUUACUUGUAUAUAGCUAUUUAUCGUGGAGGGGCUUAGAUCUUGUUACUUUCUGGCAUGGUGCUUUUCUUUAACUGGUAUCUUAUAAUCUAUGCUCUUCACUUUGGUGCUUUUUCAGAAUUCAAAAUUGUGAUCUGUAUAGAACGAUGUGCCUGACUAUUGUAUCUGAAAUGUUAGGGAGUAAUAAGAUGAAUCUUUCUUUAGUUUCUAUUA